AACCACAUUUCCAUGAUGGAUACAUCUUCUUCAUAAUAUUUAACUUUAAGUGCAGAGUGUAAUUUCAACUAGUUGACUGGAGAAAAAAAUAUUCUAACUAGAACUAGGCACUUCACACAGGACGGUGUUGGAUGUAGUUGUAGUAACUCCUUAUUUUAACCACUAGGCGGCAGUAUAUGUAUUAUGAAUAAGCGGCGAUGCAUUCUGAUCAAAUGCAUAAGCAGCAUGAUAAUUCCUGAGCCUCAGAUUUAUGUCUAGCUAGAAUGAUUUACUUUCAGUUAUUCCAUUCCUUUACUUGUUAUUACUAUAGGGGUGCAAAUCUUUGUUAUCCCCCCCCCCGUAUGCUAAAUAGUCUCUUUGUUAUCAUCUUUGAAAACUGUAAAAGCAAUCAAAUAUGUUACGUCACAGGGAUGUUACUUUAUGUAUAACGGUGUGUUAGUGUUUCUGUUUGGGUGUUUUGUUUUCUGCCCUCCAUCGUCAUGCAGGUACUCCGACCAGCUGGACCUAAUUAGUCGAUGUUGGAGGUGAUUGGAUGGUGUGCGGGAAGACAUAAGCCAUAUCGGAUCUGUGGAGACGUGAGAGAGCCUUCUUAGGAUGAAGAUGAGGCCUUCCUCCUGGUCCCAGAAUCGAGUUAUAUGUAGAGUUGUUUUGCUUCUGAGUAAGUGAGCUCAGGUGUUUGUGCUGUAGCAGAAGUGUGUGCUCAAUAUUUCUAUUUCUUUCUUCUUUGGGGAAUGUAAGGAGAGGGUGCCAUUUUUGUUGGUACUCCUGACUUUUCUCCUGGUUUAUGGUUUGACAGGAAAAGAGGGAAGGGUUCUUGUAAUUUGUUUUCUUUCUUUUGUAUGCUUUUCUUUUAGGUAAGUUUAGAGAGGCUUUUGAGUUAGUUAGAUAUGUGUUUGUUAUUUUGGCCUGGCCCUCUCCUGAAGCUGUUGUCCCCUAUUUUCUUUAUGAAUAUUCUCUGGGAUUGUCUUGUUUUGGUAAUAGUUGUGAUUUGAUGUCUUCUGCAACUACAAAACUCUUCUUCAAAGUGGUGUCUAUGGUGCUGAUUCUGGGACAGAAGAUUGGACAUCCUGGUUCUCUCUCUAAUGUUGUUUUUCUUUCAUUACUUUUUUCAUUUUUCUUUAUUUUGUUACUGGCUAUGUAACAAAUACCAUCACUCAAACCUUACAAAAAUAGUCUAACUGGCUGUUCAAGUGAAUCUGUGAAGAAAUUCCAUUCAAACCAAAGCUGAUGUUUAAGUAGCCACUUAACUGGAAGAGAUUUUGAGAUUCUCUCUGCAAGUUGACCACCAAAUCAGGAACCUAAUCACUUAUUACAUGAUGAUGAUGAUGAUGAUGAUGAUGAUGAUGAGUAGUUGUUGUGGGAACAUGGUGGCUUAGUGGUUAGCACGUUCACCUCACACCUCCAGGGUUGGGGGUUUGAUUCCUGUGGCGUUUGCGGUUUCUCCCCGUGCUGCUGGGGUUUCUCCUAGGUACUCCGGUUUCCUUCCCCAGUCUAAAGACCUGCAUGGUAGGCUGAUUGACGUGUCCAAAGUGUCCGUAAUGUAUGAAUGGGUGUGUUUGUGCCCUGUGAUAGAUUAGCACCAUGUCCAGGGUGUACCCCAUGCUCCCUGGGAUAGGCUCCAGGUUCCCUGCGACCCUGUAGGAUAAGCAGUAUAGACGAUGGAUGGAUUGUUGUUGUAUUGACUGGUUGAUUUCGUUAAGCCUACUUUCUCCUAGGAUCUACACAGAAUGUCAGGUGUGUAUUUUCAUGCACAUUUGGAACAGUCGCCUCAGUUAUUUACGGUAAAUUGAGUUUUUGGCCACUGCAAGCCUUGCACUCAAAAUUUACCAAUUGAAUCUAAUGGCUCAUGUUUGUUAUUAUUCGCUAUUUAUUGGAAUUACCCAUAGAUGUGACUCUCAGUGCACUGAGGCCUCUUAGUUCGAAAUGAAAGGCGGUCUAUUUUCACUCUCGAGCGCUUUGUACCUUUUUUUUUCCUUUAAUUCUUCAAAGCUGAAACGUCAUCGGCGUCCCUUUGGUCACGUGACCACGAAAUGGCCAAUCAGAGGCCUUAUGUAUGUCCUCCAACGACCUGUUAAAAUGUAACUGUUUGAAAAUGGCCAGCGAACACACGGUGCAAACAUUGGGGAUUAGUGCUGCGAUUUAAGCAGAGCUGCUGCUGUUUUGAGGAUGCUUGGACCACAAAGCGUCAUGACCGAGAGCUGAUAUAAACAUUAAAGCGAAGGAACGUGGCUCUGCCAUGGCAGCAGGUGUCAGUCUGCUGAGUGACGUGCCCUACUCCAACUCCAGCAGCAGCAGCAGUGCAGGGAACAGUGCAGAGCACAUCACUGACAUGGAGCCAGAUUUCAGACCCAAUGUCAGGGUCCCCACGGCAAAGUACACCAAGGUGGGUGAGACCUUGAGGCAUGUAAUCCCAGGCCACAUGCAGUGCUCCAUGGCGUGUGGAGGACGAGCUUGCAAGUAUGAAAACCCGUCUCGCUGGAGUGAUGAAGAACAAGCCAUCAAGGGACUUUACUCCUCUUGGAUCACAGACAAGUUAUUAGCCAUGGCAAGGCCGUCCACUGAGAUUAUUGAAAAAUACAACAUCAUCAACGAGUUCUUGGGAUGCGGACUAAAGACCAUAAUUAACCUGCAGCGCCCAGGAGAGCAUGCCAGCUGUGGCUAUCCCCUGGAGCCAGAGAGUGGAUUCACCUACCACCCAGAGGUCUUCAUGGAGGCAGGGAUCUAUUUCUACAACUUUGUAUGGAAAGACUACGGGGUAGCCUCCCUUACAACCAUCCUAGACAUGGUGAAGGUCAUGUCUUUUGCCGUGCAGGAGGGGAAGAUGGCCAUUCACUGUCAUGCCGGGCUUGGAAGAACAGGUGUUCUCUUGGCCUGCUAUUUAGUGUUCACAUCACGGAUGAGCGCAGACCAGGCCAUCUUGUUUGUGCGGGCGAAGCGUCCAAGCUCAAUACAAACACGAGGCCAGUUACUGUGUGUGCGUGAGUUUGCACGUUUUGUAGCACCACUGCACUGUGUGUUCACGAGUGUCGAACCACGAGUACAUGCUGUCACACUGUCGCAGUACCUGACACAUCAGCGACAUCUGCUGCAUGGCUAUGAGGCUCGCCACAUGAAGCAUGUGCCAAAGAUAGUCCAUCUGGUCUGCAGGCUCCUGCUAGACAUUGCUGAGAACAGACACACAGCAGAGGAAAAAUACCUGUCUGAGAUCCCUGACCUGACCGCUGAGGUAGAGAAGACCAUAUCGCAGCAGGCCUUGCAGCAGCUAGGAAAAGAGAUGAGGGGGAAGGGCAUCCUUUUGAACUUGCCACACUCCUUGCAAUCGUCCACUCCCCCUCCUGAGCAGUUUGAGAAUGCAAGUGAUGAUGAUAAAGCUCAGAUUUUGCGCAGCUUCAGCGACUCUGCUCUGCACACCCUGGACUCCAGGUCUAAGGGAUUCAGAUGGCACCCAGGCAUGGCAAACCUCCUGAGUGAGCACUGUGUGUCUCAGAGUAGGUUAGCAGAAACUCCAGAUGUUCAGGUCUCCAGACCACUGUUGACGCCUGAAAACCUCAUCGCUUCCAAACCCGACUCUCUAGAUGGAUCCUCAGCCUCCCUUGACGAACCCAAGAGAGAGGUGGAACAUAUGGCUGUCUCAUCAGAUUGCAGGAAGCAGAUACCAUUGAGAGAGACAAAGCGCAGUAAGUGUUUGGGGUUUUCGAGGAGCAGCGCAGCUAUAAUGCCCAGGUUACCAGCAGAAGAAAAGUUAGACCAGGGUAAAAGACAGCCAGUAAGAUGUCAUGUCACCUGUACAGGAAGCAGCGAUGUUACCUUCCUCUUGCUCCAGACUGAGCUUUCUCCAGAGGUUCGCCGCGUGCUGGUGGCUAGGGCUCUCAUGAUGGAUGUAGAAGAGGAGAAUCUAAGGAAUGCUGUUUCAAUGUGGCAGGCGGAGUUAAAUUGCAGAGAAGGGGCGUGGGAGAGGCUUUGCAUAGAGCGCAACCCACUGCUGCUCUCUGCUCUCAUGUGGUCAUGGUUGGAGCAGCUGAAGGAGCCAGUCAUCACCAAAGAGGAUGUGGAGGCUCUAAGUCAGAACAUCCACAAUCCUCUGCAAGCCCUCAGCAUCAUGGACAAGGACCACAAACAAACCCUUCUGUGUAUCCUGGACUGUGCUGCACAUUUAAUGACAUUGCCGGACGAAGUCGAAACGGCUGUUCUUCAUCGUACAAUCAAAGCAUUCACUAGGGUUACCAAUGAUUCCGAGAAUGGACAGCUGAUCUAUAAAGCUCUUAUGGAAAUUCUAGUCCCAGUUCUGAGUGAUAUGAGAAGAAAGGUGAUAGAAGUAAUACAGAGUUGAGUGUCUGUGCCACUUCCCAUAAUCACCCUGGUCAUUGUGGCUAGAUACAUACUGCACUAAUAUUUUUUGAAAGAACUAUGUUGUGUUUUUCUAUAGUGUUGGUGUCAGCAGGCUUGAUGUUCUUAAACGGUGCUUUAUUGUCAUUGUUAUUCUUUAAAUUAAUGUGAUUUAAUGUCUCACAAUGCACACAUCAGAUUGGGUGAUUUGUGUUUUUUUUUUUUUUUUGUUAAAUACUGCCAUAUAUAUAUGUGUGUGUGUGCCACAUGUACAUUGUUCUCUCAGUUGUCAUUGUUACUCACUAUGAUGGAGCAUUUUGGGGUCUUAUAUUUAUUAUUUAACUAACCACUAUUUAUUUAGAAGUUAUUAUUUAGAAAGGUAUGAGUAAUGUUCUACAAAAGAAGUCUCGCACUAUGUCACAAUAUUGUUUGUUUCUCGUUUUUUAAACGUACCUCCAUUUUUUUAACAUGAAAACCAAAUAUAUUGACUGUGCAACAUAUUUUAUUAAAUGUUUGCAUAUUUUAAAGUAUAGUAUAUAGUAAAGCAAUUUUAAGACAAAAAUAAGAAAACAAAAACCAAUUCAAGGUUUGCUCUGUUAGAUAUGAUAACUCGUAGCAAAUGUAUGUUGUUUAUUCAUGCAAAUCCAGGUAUACUAUUUGGCCAAAUGUAUGUGCAUACCUGAGCAUCACACCUAUAUGAGCUUGUUGGACAUCCUAUUCCAAAACCAUGGGCAUUCAUAUGGAUUUGGCGUCUCAUGUUGCGACUAUAACAGCCUCCAAGAUUUUGGAGCGCGUCGGUGGAAAUUUGUUUCCCAUUCAGUCAAAAGAGCAUUUGUGAGAGCGGGCAGUGAUGUUGGACGAGAAGGCCUGGCUCACAAUUGACAUUCCAAUUCAUUCCAAAGGUGUUCAGUUGGGUUGCGGUCAGGGCUCUGUGCAGGCUACUGAACUUCCUCCACACCAAACUCUCCAAACCAUGUCUUUAUGGAUCUCGCUGCACAGGGGCACAGGCAUGCUGAAACAGGUAAGGGCCUUCCCAAAAUGUUGGAAGCAUACAAUUGUCUAAAAUGUCUUUGUAUGCUGUAGCAUUAACAUUACCCUUCUCUAGAACUAAGUGGCCUAAUCCAAACCCUGAAACAGGCCAUUAUACUUCCUCCACUUAUGUAAUUUUACUAUUGGCACUAUGCAUUCUGGUAGGUAUUGUUCUCUCGGCAUCUGCCAAACGCAGAUACUUCCAUCAGACUUUUUGUAUGUUGCUUCAGAACUGCCAUGCCUGUGUCCAAGUUCUGUUUUUUUUGGGAAGAUCUAGCAGGGCAGAAAUUUCAGGAACUAAUUUGUGUCAAAGGUGGCAUCUUAUGACAUGGCCAAGUGUAAACUCAUUGAGUUCUUCAGUACGACCCAUUCUACUGACUAUGGAGAUUGCGUGGCUAUAGGUGUUUGAUUUUAUGCACCUGUUGGCAGUGGGUGUGGCUGAAACAUCUGAAGUCAAUCAUUUAGAGGGGUGUCCACAUACUUUUGGCCAUAUAGUGUAUUUCAGCACUGCCUUCACAACACAACUAACAUCUAACAUGGUAUUUGAAAAUGUUUGUAUGUUGAUACAGAUACUCUGCCUGUGUCUAAGCUUUUGUGGAAUGUCCUUUGCCUCAUUUUAAUGGCAUUAUUUUCUACUACGCUGCUGUUUUGUAAAUGGUCAACAUUGUCUGUUGACAAAAAGCACUGUAGCUAACUAGACUUCAGCCUCAUUCUCUUACUGAUUGUAUAUGAAAUAUUUAAGUGAGCAUUAACCUGAACUAGUGGGAAAGUGUAAAAAGCAUCUGAUUUCAGAUGUCUAAACGACAGACUGUUGGGGAUUUUAAGGCACUUAUUGUUCUUAUCUACAUGCCAAUAACUAUUGUAAUAAAAUGAGCUGGUUGUGUUGAUUUCCAGAAUAUAAAAUCCCAGAUUUAAGUCACUAAUGGACUAUUAGGAAUGGGUUAGGUGUUUAAUUUGUUAACAAAUACCAUGUCCGCAUCAAGUGCUAUAUAUUCACAGUAGGAGCAAGGUUAUAAAUAAUAAAUUAAUAAAAAUGUCAGAAUGAAUACAUGUGUAGAUAUACUGCACUUAACAGGCACAUGAAACUAAAUAUUCAAACAAGUAACACACUUGAAUAGAUAUUUUAAAAUGUAAAAUUAAGUGUCAGAUAUUUCACAUUGAGCAAGGUAAGCACCUCCCAGGUUUUAAAUUCUUCUGCGUCCCUAGAAUGAAUAAGAAGGUCGGGGGUGUUGCCUGUCUAUACCAUCAUAAUUUAUGUUGCACAUAGAUUCCUCUGGGGGAAAUUUGAAACAUGUGAGUACCUUGCAGUGCAUCUCAAGGGUGAUCAAGCUGUUAUUUUAUUAGUUAUCUAUCACCCUUCUAGAUUUAAAGCGUCAUGAAACACUAAACUACAUUUGCUGGGAUUUUAACUGAGGUGUUCGUAUCGCACAUCAUAAAAGACAAUCUGUUCAUUUUAAUUGUAGGAGAAAACUGGUUAAUUUUGAGCUUUUUCUCCGCUAUUUUUGUCUUCCUGGUUUAAAAUCUCAGUCGCAGGCGGUGACGUGGCAAUGUACUAUAGUACUUCGAUGACGUGUCGGUGUCUCAUAAUUAUUCAUGAGCCUGCGUGUUCUUAUCCUAUGAGAAGAUGCUGUCUCUAAAUUAUUCGUGACAGCACGUGGUGCUUUCCUACAGAUGUAGUAGACGAGAGGCAUUCAAAUGGGUCGGAGGUGUUCGUUUCAGUGGUGUAAGAGUUCGAGUGUGUUUAUUCUGGAGAGCGAUGAGAAUUGGAGAAAGGUGGACUUCGGACUCGCUCAUGAAAGCAGUUUGCGUCUACACGAUGAUGCGGUACUCAGUCCCGAGGACUUUUCCAUCCCUUCAAAUGAGGUACGUGUCUAAUUUUUAACCAUGAGAGUUUUACUUGCCUGUUGAGCUAAUUAAACCGAUUAAAGCUCUGCUGGCCGUCGUGUGCAAAACUAUACAACGAGAGUCCGUGUUGAAGGGACGAGCCUUCGCCUUUUAUUCGUGAAAAGCUCGAGCCU
Messenger RNA from Ictalurus furcatus (blue catfish), 7373 nucleotides. It is a transcript of the gene ptpdc1a, whose product is annotated as protein tyrosine phosphatase domain containing 1a. The transcript is spliced from 10 exons. Lineage: Eukaryota; Metazoa; Chordata; Actinopteri; Siluriformes; Ictaluridae. Bases 2237 to 4330 code for a protein of 697 amino acids. Gene Ontology annotation, molecular function: protein tyrosine/serine/threonine phosphatase activity. Gene Ontology annotation, biological process: protein dephosphorylation; cilium assembly. The record is from RefSeq and is a predicted model, not a curated record.